AAUAAAAGAACACCUGUCCGCGGGUCUGAGCGAGUCAGCGGGUCGGUCCGGCGACACAGAACCUCCCAAAGUCCGCAGGUUUUUAUCUGAUGAGCUUUAGAAGUUUGUUUUAAGCCGCUUUACGGGCAGCAGGACCAGCUCGGAGACCAUGUGGGCCGCAGUGACUGACCGCUGCGACGCUUUUUUAAAGGAGCAGAACGUGUUGACGGACCUUCUGGCCAAGCUGGAGGAGCGGACCGGAGUUCAGAGGCAGUUCCUCGCCGCAGGUGCAGUGUCCUUCCUUGGGCUGUAUCUGUUGUUUGGUUACGGUGCGUCUCUUCUCUGCAACCUGAUUGGUUUUGCGUAUCCUGCGUACGCUUCUAUUAAGGCAAUAGAGAGUCGUACUAAGGAGGAUGAUACGCAGUGGCUGACCUACUGGGUGGUGUACGGACUCUUCAGCGUGGCCGAGUUCUUCUCCGAUAUUUUCCUCUUCUGGUUCCCCUUCUACUACGCUGGAAAGUGCGUGUUCCUGCUGUGGUGCAUGGCCCCCGUCUCCUGGAACGGUUCUCAGAUCAUCUACAUUCGGCUGGUUCGGCCUUUCUUCCUCAAACACGAGGCUGCGUUCGACUCGGUGGUGAAGGACCUGAGCGGAAAGGCCAAGAGUGCAGCUCAGGCUGCAGCUGCAGAAGGCAUUAACUUGUUGGCAGACGAUAAGAACAAAUGACUCUGCGGGCGUGACGAGCAGAAGAUGAUGCUGUUUAGAUGUUUUCUCUCCUGGGUGCCUUUGAUUCCCUCAACACAUUUCAUUUCGUUUAAUCAGUUUAAUCUAAUAAACCCUUUCUAACAGGCGCUCUGUCCGGCCGUCCCACUCUCUCUGGAGGAAAUGCACACAGAACUGUAGUUAAUAUGAAGCUGAAACUGAGCCUGAGGAGCGGCGGCCGAGCUGAGAGCCCAGGUGUUUCCAGGUUCAUCUCAAUGUGAACGUUAUCGUUAAUGUACAUGUUUGUGUUGCAUUCGCCCCAUAAAACUCAGCACAAUCUGAACUGUGA
This is a messenger RNA of Pygocentrus nattereri (red-bellied piranha), 1028 nucleotides long. RefSeq lists its product as uncharacterized. The record is from RefSeq and is a predicted model, not a curated record. The coding region runs from base 149 to 703 and encodes 184 amino acids. The transcript is spliced from 5 exons. Lineage: Eukaryota; Metazoa; Chordata; Actinopteri; Characiformes; Serrasalmidae.